Messenger RNA from Haemonchus placei, 5043 nucleotides. The record is from the annotation of a GenBank genome assembly. NCBI's taxonomy places the organism in Eukaryota, Metazoa, Nematoda, Chromadorea, Rhabditida, Trichostrongylidae.
AUGGAAGCGGCGUUGAACGGCCUCGCCAACACGGUCAAGCACCAGCCCGCUAAGGAUGCCAUUGCACAGGCCAAAGAAGCAGUGAAUAGCCUCUCAUCUUCGGACGAGUCUGUUUCGAUUCCAUAUGUCAGAGAGAAAUGUCUUGCAGCGUUUGAGUUAGUUUUUGACAAAGGAAAUGACAAAGCUGCUCAUUAUGCCGUUGAAGGAGUUCAGGCUCUUUUGCGUGACCGUCGUUUCCAUUCCACAUCAAUAGAGAAUGCAAACCAUAAUUUACCGACCCAGGUUCUAAGUGCUUUGACUGGAGUCGCACAAUGGAACAGUCAAUUACAAUGCAACUGCUUGACGAUGCUAGUGGAGAUGGUAUGUUCUGUGGAACUCCGAGUGUCCUUACAGGAGGUGGAAGAGUGCUUGGAGCUCUGCAUGAGGGUUUAUGGAUCUACACGUGAAGAAGCAGUACGAGUUUCUGCACGCGCAGCCGUUUCCCAAUCGAUAACUACCUAUUGUUCCAAUCGAUAUGCAGCAGGGGAAGAGUCGCAGAAUUUCCUUUCGGUAUACCUGGAUGUAACGAAGCUGCUCGAGAGCUACAUUGCUAAACUGGACCAAUUGACCGUAUCCUCAGACCAGAGCGUUGUUCUUUUCGACGCAAUGAAUGCCCUUCUGGCUGCACAACCUUUGAGUGUCCAGAAGCACACACCACUGGUCAACCUUCUCUGGGAGAAACUUUGCCCUCUGAUGAUUCGCUUGUUGGGUGUUCCCAACAAGAACGUGCCCGACAACCCGUCUAUCAGUACAGAAGAGCCUCUAGGUCAAGGACAAAUGGCAAAGUUCACCCUCAGUCCGGCUGUGGUGGCUAAUCCUGAGGCGACUCGCGUUCUCUACCAGAUUCUGGAGCAGUUGAUCCGGAUAAUGGCUGGCAUACCAUCAGUGAACUCAGUGCUUGAAGCUCUUUUUCAUAAGGCGUUUCUAUUUCCAAAAAUCGAGCAGCGAGCUGAAGCUGUCAGGAUCAUCAAAAAGAUUCUGUCAGAUCACUAUCGUCUGAACGACAUCAUCUCGUCGUGUGUCCGAUCUCGUUCGCUCUCACUCUGGCGGAUGCUUAUCGUUUGCGUGGCUGAAUGCGCUCAACCUCAGUUUGAAAUCGCAAUCGAAGCUGUUAGAGCUUGUGGAUCCAUGUUGCAAGGGAUUCUAACCUACUGCGAAACACCAAAUCUUCUCGAUGAAGAGACAAGGUGCAAGCUGAGGGAAAUGUUCCCCUCGUUGGCUGAUGUGAAUCCACCGAGUUUUACUUCCCGUUCUGAUGUCGGGCACUGCAGCCCGCUUCCACAGAGUGGCACUCCACAAAAGCAAAGUGAAGUGGCAACGGCAGACGAUGAAACCGACGAAAUAAAUGAAACCUUGAAAAAACUGUCGAAAAAGUUCGGUCUACAACGAUCACUCGAUGACGAGGUGGCUCCGAUGCCAAUCGUGCGGCGGCGAACGACAGAGUAUGACGAGACGACAGAAAAAAUCACCGCACAGAAAUUCGUUGACGCUCUAGUGGAUAACAUCGCUGGCUGGAACAAGUUCAAAUCGACGCUCGAACUGGACGAGGCUAUUCUGAACUUCUCUUCGGGAUUCUAUAAUGAGUUCUCCGCAGUCCACAACGAAGCGUUCAAAUCAAAGUCCAAAAUUCAGCAGGAGUUCCUGAACACAGAUGCCAUUUAUAUCACCGCCUACUCUACCCUUUGCCUCGCAUAUCGCGGAGAGGAUACCUUGCCCUGGGAGAGCUAUCGUGAUGUUGUGCUCAAAUCCGGCUGUAUAGUGUAUGUAAGUGAAAGCUGGCUGAGAAAGGUUUACGAUCACGCUCUCAAUGCUCCUUUCGGCGAAAUAACUGGAGCCCUAGUUGACGUCAUCCAAGGUGAGUCGAAAUUCUUUUCUGAAACACCGAAUAUUCUCCAAGUCUGGGUAGAUUUUGAUGGUGUCAACCGUCGAGUGCUCACCGACGUCGAUCGCCUUCAGAAGAUUUCUCAAGGAAGACAACCAACCAAGCCAGUUGAGGAUCGCCGUAAAGCCCGCCAGAAGGUUCAAGAUGGCAUCGAGCAUUCCAUCAAGGGCAUGCAACUGUUGGCAGCUGUGGCUCUCGAACUUGAAAUGGCUGAGCGCUGUGGCUGGAUUUUCGAGAACUUGGUGGAGUCAUCCUGUGACGUCGAUGAGCUCCGAACUCUGGCAGGCUCCGAAGAACAGAAGAGAGUCCGAGUUCUGACUCGAGAAGACCUGCUCAGUAUGCAGUUGGUGUUGGAUCAGGCGUUCGUUUCAAUUCAUGCUCCGGAAUGUUGGAAACACGUAAUACGAUGCAGCGAGUACGUGUGGGAGCUUGAGAAGUUCAUCUAUGGAGCGCUGUGCUAUGAAAAACCAUCACGGUUCACUUUUGGCAAAAAGAAAGCCUCGACUCAACCACAGAGAACUGAGGAAGAGGGGAUUGGUGCCGCUGAUCGUUCUGUCGACAGCGCCAUUGGUAACGGUGAGCUGGACAAGGACAGUCUGAGCAGGGCCCUCUGUAUACUUAUCGCUAAAGUAGACAGGUUUUACUCAAAGGUCGGGCAUGAGCUCAAUCUCCGAUCUCUUUGCGACCUCUGUGUGGCUGUAACGAGCGCUAGCGAAAAUCGGAUUUUCUAUUCAGAAAAGAAGGCACCUUCUCUGACGCCUACCACGAAUCUCCUGACAAGGGUUUCUGAGAUCUUAGCACCUCUCGGAAAUCGGUCAUUAGUGCAUCAAAUGCUGAUUUGGCCGAUUGUUUGUGGACACUUUGUCAAAGUAGCCUCGUCAACGGACGAAUCGCGUGUUGGCAUCACAGCACUCUCGGAGGCUGUCUCAUCACUGCUCCUAUCCGAAUCCCAAGGACUGUGCUUCAACCAGAUGCUCAUUGCUCCAUAUCAGGCGAUUGUUUGCUCCGACACUUGCUCUUCAGAGACAUCUGAACAAAUUGUCGCUGCACUCGCCGACUUGGUGAAGACCAAGUCCGAUAGGAUUGGAUCAGGUUGGAAGACGUUAUUCGGCACGCUGCGUGCUGUUCGUACUUCAGAAGUCGACGAUGCCAGCGUUCACUGGACGGUGCUCGACGUGAUAGGAGCUUAUCUACGUAUCGAUAAAUAUUCUGUGCUGUCAUGGUCUCUACCAGACUGUAUGCCAUGCAUAACCCACUUCUUGCAAGCUGCUCAUUCUUCUCAAGAGCCUGACGACAUGGAAGCGGUUGAACAGUCAAAAGGAGUCGAUGACCAGCUAAGUGAAGCCGCUCUUCGACUUGUCGUUCCCACCUACACGGUCAUCCGAAAUAUGGCGGACCUACGCAGCGGAUGCUUCGAUCAGGUUGAAAGUCCAGAAUCUUCCUCUUCACUGUUGUCGGCUUCUCUCGAUCCCACGCAGUUCCCUCUCGAAGAUGGCGACCCAUCGCCGAUACAACUGGAUGCGGGUCUUGAGGUGCCUCUUGGCGACCUGCCAUGGACAGAUCUGUUGCCAUCCGAGUUGGCCUCAUUGGAGCUGCUUCUUUCGUUCGUCGAACAUCUUGCUGGCACUCUCGUCACGGCUCCUGCAUGUCUCCAGUCCCCUCUGCUAUUCUCUAUUCAACAGCUGAUCAACACUAUCAAGGAUGGAGAAUUCGGUUCCAAAACAGCAUGUUUCUGUUUGUCGACUCUUCUUCUCCCACAUGUUCAAAAAUGGCUCCGGCGUAAAGACUCAGAAAAACCUGAGAGCGGUCGUAGCGACACAAACCUUCGGCAGGCUGUUGGAAUUUGCACUCAAAUCGUCGUGGACAUCCUCGCUCACCAACAAACAUCGUGGCACAGUCGACUUUUGAUGGACAUUUGCCGGAUAGCAAUCGAAUGCACAUUCCAAGGAGGUGAUCUUCCGCGAGUUGGUACGGCAUGCCUGAGGCAUGUUGCCGCUGUCGCUUCUCAUUUCACAAGCGAUCAGUGGACGAUAUUCGCCAAGUCUGUUUGGGAUGCAACGUCAGCGACAUUAACACCCAUCCGUCUUCUGCUAUCUCUUUAUGUUUGCAACUCUACGGAUGAAUCAGGCGAUCUCGGUACUGUAAUGGUGGACGGCACUGAGGGUUUGCCUCUCAAAAAGCAGAUGUUGGCACAACAGGUAUUCCUUGUCGAUUCGCAGCAGGGUAAGAACUCAAACAGCAUAUCGGGGGAGGAAUCCGACGGCGAUCUGGAACUCAUAAUAACCAUUGAUGGAGAGAAGCAAAGGAUGUCUGUCUCAUUCUUGAUAUCAACACUUUUGGCACAUCAGUUGAUCGUGCAAAUGAUCGGCUCCAUUCUGUGCCCUUGUGAACGACCACCAAAAGGUCUCGAGAAAAUCCUGACUUCUGGAGACUCCGCGAGACGUUCAUUUCUGGAAAUGCCGGACGACGUUGCUUUGGAUUUCGACUGCCGUCCAAGUCUUGCGGGCAUUUUGGGCCGUGCAAUAGGCAUUUCUGGGCCUAAUCUCUAUAAACAAUUGGUUUCUUCAGCACUCAUCAAGAUGCACUCUUUCUUUAUAAGUUCCAUCAACAAGAGUCAAGUAGAUCUCCGACGACUGUGCAAUUGCCAUAUCAGGAUGGUAGCGUUGCUACGAGCGGCAGAAGUGCGAAUCGCUGAAAAGAAAAUCGCGGCUGCUGCCAGGGAGCACAAGGAGGAGAAGUUCGAGUUCAUGUUGGUUGAGUCAGAUGGAGAGAAGCUCUACAAAAUAGUGUCGGAAUCGGAGAUUAACAACACUAUUUCAGAAUACCAAAAGCAACGUCCGAUGGGAUUACCGAAUAGGCCAGUCGGCGAACGACCGAAUCCAUUUAAAAAUGGAAUAGUGGAAGAGGAAAAGGAAGAUACAGAGCCGGAUCAUGACACGCUCCAACUUCUAGCGUAUCGCCAAAUAUGUCUAGUACCUAUCGAGACGAUUCUCUCCGCGGAAAAUGCCGGUGAUCUUCUACCUCAAGUGAUGGAUUCUGUGAAAAAGCUCAUCUUGGCCACGCCGGAUAUCACAAUUCGGCAUCUUGCUGUACAGAUUAUCGAGUUGAUUUCUUGUCAUUAA